CCAUUUUCGCUGCUUUCGUUUCCUAGUCAUGUAUUUAUUAUUUUGCCCAAAAUGAUGAGCGUUGAAAUGCCUCUUUCGUCUCUGCCACUCAACCAGCCUCUAGCAUACGAUCCUUCCUUUAAAGUUGAAGUUCGUCUUCAUGAACCCUUGUGGAAAGUCCAAUUUUCGCCAGACGAUGUGGCAUUAGAGCUACUAACAUUAUGCUCUCAACUAGAAGUGUUGUGUAAAAAAGAAUACACGACAUCAACUGGUGAACUGGAAAGAGCACAUAAAGUAGAAUAUCAAAGUCAUUUUGAACCUAAAGCACAAUUUCUUAUUGAGAAAAUGAGAAGGAUGCUAUUGUUUCUACCAGAACCUCAACCAUCCCUUAAGGAAUAUAUGAGGCAAACAGGACUUAGUGUGUUAUUUCCAAAAGUUGCAUCAUACUUAGCCAACCCAGAAAGACCACAGUUUUAUUUACAGAAGUCAGCAAUGGAUGGUUACUUCCAGCAAUUUGCAAUGUUGAACCAAAUGGUAACACUAUCCCAGCAAUUAAAUAGUGACAUCUUCAACCUUGGUAACCAUAAAUACAUUGCCCAUCAAACUGCUCUACUUUAUCAAGCUGUCAAUCAAGCAGGCAACAGUAUGUCUGAUUACAAGAAGAAUAUUGAAGGAAAUUUUAAAGCCUUGAAGUCAAGUUUGAAUGUUUCAGGAAAAGAUGCUGUCCCGAAGUUGCCACAAGAACAGAAAGAUUGGUUGAACAAUAUAACCUCUACCAUUCUUGACAAAGUAACAUCACUUCCAGCAAACUUUCUCCAGCCAAUGGCAUCAGCAAUGAUAUAUGUAGAUCAGCAAAGACAGUAGGGAAAUAACAAUGUAGAUAAUUAUAGCACAAGCCACAAAGAUUAGCAAUAACUUAUAUAUAUUUGCGCAAUCAUUUCUUCGUGAUAUCCGUUUUCUUUAACAUGAAUAUUGUCAUUCGUUUGGCAUUUCUUUUCCUUUACUCUUCGUCUGUACCAAAUCAAGCGCUUAUAGGUAGGAUACUAGCACUCUGUCUUUGAAAUUAAUCAAAAUGGCAAAGGUAGUUAGACUAAGAAAGCAACGAUGUAAUACCAAUGAAUUUCCUUCAUACUUGAUCCCUUUUGGACAAAAAAAUCUUAUUUAAUUAAACAACAUGUAAGUAAUUAAAAAACAGUUUUGUAAUUAUUUAAUUUAUAAACGCACAUGCAUUGUAAAUUCGUGUUUGUAAAGUAUUGGGAUAUUAGAAGAAUAAAGUGAUUUAUACAUUUGG
This is a messenger RNA of Exaiptasia diaphana, 1270 nucleotides long. RefSeq lists its product as uncharacterized. NCBI's taxonomy places the organism in Eukaryota, Metazoa, Cnidaria, Anthozoa, Actiniaria, Aiptasiidae. Bases 52 to 843 code for a protein of 263 amino acids. The transcript is spliced from 8 exons. The record is from RefSeq and is a predicted model, not a curated record.